Messenger RNA from Aegilops tauschii subsp. strangulata, 1581 nucleotides. NCBI's taxonomy places the organism in Eukaryota, Viridiplantae, Streptophyta, Magnoliopsida, Poales, Poaceae. The record is from RefSeq and is a predicted model, not a curated record.
AUGGUCUUUGUGGGUAACUCCGGCGUCAUCCACAAGUCCUGCUUCCAGUUGAUUGGCCGGUGGAAGCUAGAGGAGAAGUCGCCGGCUGUCCACGAACCUCCAGGCACGGUUGCAACAACAGGACCUGCAACUACAAUCAACAGCGGCGCGGGAACAUCUACUGCGGGAAGCUCUGAGCGCACGGAAGAAGCGUUCCACCAGCCAGCCAACAAUCAUGCCACAAACAACGCAGAGUCAGUGCCGGAAAUGGCAAUCGUUCCAGCAAUGCCGACAAGCACACCUUUGCACACCAGCACAAGCAACACUCAAGCAGAUGAAACAACCACCGAUACUGAAGUGAAUGAUGAAACUGAUGAUGAAGCACAAGGGGAUGCAGAAGAUGGGCAAUCAGAAAUCAUGGUACCUAAGCCACCGUAUGUUGGGCAGAGAUUUGAUUCGUUUGAAGAUGCAAAGGAAUUCUACCAGACAUAUGCAAAGUUCCAUGGAGUAUUCACCCCCCUCGAGAAGAAAUUCAUAAAGCUGCUACAUGAUUGUAACGUCGGUCCAUCAAGAAUGGUCCAGAUACUGUCCUUGAUCCACAGCAAAAGUGGGACUCUGAGUAGCAUGCCCUACAUACCGAAAGACGUCACAAACCUAAAGGCAAUGUACCGUAGAGAGAGCAGGUUGGCUGACAUAGAAGACACGAUAGCCUAUUUCGAUGAGAAAGCGAAGGAAGAUCCAGAUUUCUUCUACAGGAUAAGAUUGGACGAUGAGGACCGUGUCAGGAACAUGUAUUGGGUGGAUGGAAUAAAUAACCACAAUCAGUCAUUGCAGUUCGGAUGUGGGCUCAUUCGGAACGAAGACACGGAUGGGUACACUUGGCUGUUCAAGACCUUCUUGGAGUGCAUGGGUGGACUUGCUCCGAUGAACAUAAUAACAGACCAGGAUUUUAGCAUGCGUGCAGGCAUAGAGGAGGUCUUUCCGUUGGCAGUGCACAGGCACUGCAGGUGGCACAUUAUAAAGAAGGCUGAGGAGAUGCUAGGACCGUUCUUUGCUGACCAUCCAGAUCUGCACAAGGCAUUCGAGAUGUGCGUGGACCACAGCUUGACGGUGGAGGAGUUUGAACGGAGCUGGAUGGCUAUGAUUGAAACAUAUCAAGUCCAAGACCAUGAGACGCUAGCUAGCCUGUGGGAGAAGCGAAUGUACUGGGUGCCGGCCUACUUCAUGCAGUGCUUCUUCCCAUUUCUGCAGAUUACACAGCGCAACGAGGGGUUCAAUGCUGUUUUGAAGCGGUACGUGAGCCCUGGCAACUCAUUGCUACAGUUUGCCAAGCAGUACACCGCUUUGCAACAGAAAAUACUGGGAUCUGAGCUACAGCAAGAAGCAAACACCGCGCUCAAGCAGCCUAAAUUGCUAACAUAUUUACCAAUGGAGAGGCAGAUGAGCAAGACAUAUACCAACAAGAUUUUUAACAAGUCAGUUGUGUUACAGUCUUAUUUGCACAAGCAUGAAGUCAGUAGGUGCCAUGUAGAAUGCAAUGCAGUUGAAAAGCUUAUUGAAAAUGAUGAUAUUUUGAAAGUAGCCAUUGAUUGCCAUGUUUAA